Messenger RNA from Gadus morhua (Atlantic cod), 16280 nucleotides. RefSeq names its product FAT atypical cadherin 3b (gene fat3b). Gene Ontology annotation, biological process: neuron projection development; homophilic cell-cell adhesion; cell migration. The coding region runs from base 1 to 14403 and encodes 4800 amino acids. The transcript is spliced from 51 exons. Gene Ontology annotation, molecular function: beta-catenin binding; cadherin binding; calcium ion binding. The record is from RefSeq and is a predicted model, not a curated record. Gene Ontology annotation, cellular component: catenin complex; plasma membrane. Lineage: Eukaryota; Metazoa; Chordata; Actinopteri; Gadiformes; Gadidae.
AUGUCGCCUCUUUCAAGCGUCUGGCUCCUGCUCCAUAUCGUCUUUUUUUGCUUCCUCUUCCCUCCAUUUCUCUGUCCUAUUCAAGCUCAGUUCCUACAGGCACCCAGGGCUUCACCCAGCCUCUUCCUCUUCACCCAAUUAUCUUAUAAUGCUUCCAUUUCGGAGAACUCUGCAGCAAGGACCUACGCCAAGAGCGAAGUCAAAAUGGGCAUUAUUCUCAGACCACCCCGAUCCCUGGACAUUAGGUACUCCAUCGAGUCCGGGGAUAGCGAGGGUAUAUUCCAGGCGGAGGUGUUUGUGAUGGGUGACUUUGGAUUCCUCCGUCUACGCACUAAUGGAGGUAGUGUUCCCAGCUUGAACCGAGAGGUGCAGGAUAACUACACCCUUACAAUAAAAGCGUCCUCUCCAGGGUCUCUUGAGGCCUAUGCAAGUGUUUUCAUCAAGGUCCUUGAUACCAACGACCUGCGGCCGCUGUUCUCCCCCACCAGCUACUCCAUCGUGGUCCCUGAGAGCUCCCCUCUGGGGGCCAGCAUAGGACGGGUCACAGCGACCGACGCGGACGUGGGCUCUAACGGAGACUUCUACUACUUCUUCAAUAACAGAGUAGACUCUUUCACUGUCCACCCCACCAGCGGCGUCCUCACCUUGACCGGCCAACUGCAACAGGAAGUCCAAGGGCAGUUUGACUUGGAAGUGCAGGUGGUCGACCGAGGGUUGAAGCUCUACGGAAAUAACGGCGUCAGCAGCACGGCCAAGCUGGUUCUGACAGUAGACCGAGUCAACGAGUUUGCCCCUGUGCUCGCCGCCACUGUGGUCACCCCAUCGUGGUCGCAGAAGGACCAGGUUUACGUGGUGUUGACGGUGGAGGACAGAGACGAGGGGGCUGCUGGCGAUGUAGAGUGGGUGACCAUCAUCGACGGGGACCCAUUGGAACAGUUUGUUGUCGACAGAUCUCCGGUCAAAAACGAAUACAGAGUUAAAACCUCUGAACUGCUGGACUGGGAUCUGUUCCCCGAUGGCUUCAACCUGACCUUCCAGGCCAAAGACCGGGGCACCCCAGCAAAGUUCUCAAACACACAGUUGGUUCAACUGUUGGUGAAAAAGCCAGAGCCAACCGUGGUGGAAUUUGAAAAAAGUGUUUACAAAGUAAAGCUGAGUGAGUUAGCCCCUCCUGGCACUUUUGUAGGCAAGGUGCGAAUAUCUCCUCCUCCCCUGAUUGUCAAUUACAGCUUCACUGCCGCCUCAGAACCAAUUUUCCUUGAUUUAAACCCUUUGACUGGAAUUAUCGUGACCACACAGCCGUUCUCAAUAAUAACCCCCGAGACUAUGGAGCUGGAGAUUAUUGAUAUUAUUAGUCAGCUUCAAACCAAGCUGCAAAUCACCAUAGAGGAUGCUAAUAAUAACCCCCCAGUGUUCACCCAGGCCUCCUAUGAUGUGGACAUCAACGAGAGUUUACCAUUGGACACGGUCAUCCUGGUGGUUUCUGCCACCGACGCUGACAAAGCAGAGAACGGAUAUGUAAGCCACACAAUCUCCGGCCUGCAGUCCGUACCUUUCGCCAUCGAUCAGAACACGGGAGAAGUCCGGGUUAUCAGAGAUCUGGAUUUUGAGACAUCUGCGGAUACUUAUACGUUUGCAGUGCGAGCCUCUGACUGGGGUUCUCCAUACAGAAGGGAGAGUGAGGUCAAUGUCACAAUUCGCCUGGUUAACAUAAAUGACAACAGGCCUCUUUUUGAGAAGGUGUCCUGCAGAGGGAUGAUAGCUCGGGAUUUCCCUGUCAACAAAAACAUCCUCACUCUUUCCGCCAUAGACAUAGAUGAACUCGGGUUUGUACGGUACCGUAUAUUGUACGGUAAUGAACUUGACUACUUCACGUUAAACCCAGACACCGGAGCCCUGUCGUUGCGGCGAUCUCUAGCCGCGGCCAAUCUAAAAAGUGGAAUAUUUAAUCUGAAAGUGGCUGCCACCGAUGGGGAGUUUUUCUCAGAUUCUACGUUUGUGAACCUCACUGUUGUCAGAGGGAGGACGGCACCGAGGGGGUUCAACUGCAAGGACACGCAGAUGGCCCAGCUGUUGGCAGAGAAAAUGCUCAGCAAGGCAGCUGCUAUGGCGACCCCGAAAGUGGCAGAGACCUAUGCAUAUGCUUUCUCUCAGAACACACAAGCUCCACAGUUUGAGUCUUUUCCCAGCAGUAUUUUGGUCCGGGAAGACCUCGUCCCUGGCACCAGUGUGUUCCAAGUGAGGACACGAGAUAGUGACGCGGGCUUCAACGGCCGAGUUCUCCACGCCAUAUCUCAAGGGAAUCUAGAAAGCUGCUUCAAUAUCGACAUGGACGAUGGCUUGAUAACCGUGUUAGAGCCACUGGACCGCGAGAGGACGGAUCGGUACUUUCUUAAUAUCACCGUCUACGACCAGGGCUUUCCACAGAUGACCAGUUGGCGGUUGUUGACCGUGAUCAUCGACGACGCCAAUGACAAUGAUCCCCAGUUCACUCAGGACGGCUACUCCGCCCUGGUCGCCGAGAACUCUGCCAUCGGUCUGGAAGUUAUCACUGUUGGCGCCUUGGAUAAAGACAUGGGUCAAAACGGCCAGUUGUCCUACACACUGCUGACCAGCGUCCCUCAGUUUGACAUCAACAGAGAGACUGGAGGUGUGUUUGUGGCGAGCCAGCUGGACCGGGAGGCCUUUCCAACUUUCAGCCUGAAGGUGGAGGCCAGAGACAAGGCAGAGAGAGGCACCCAAAGGUCAGCAGUGACCACACUUAGUAUUAUCAUCGGCGACGUGAAUGAUUGUGCCCCAGCCUUCAUCCCUGCCAGCUACAGCACCAGGGCACUGGAAGACCUUCCAGUGGGGACUGUGAUCACCUGGGUCCAGGCUCAGGACCCAGACCUAGGUCUUGGAGGCCAGAUCCAAUACUCCUUGAUGAAUGACUUCAACGGCACCUUUGAGGUAGAUGCUUGGAGCGGGGUGUUGAGGAUUGGGAAGGAGCUUGACUAUGAGAAGCAGCAGUUCUACAAUUUGACUGUAUUGGCUGCAGACAGAGGGACUCCCAGCCUCAGCACUCAGUCAUUUGUUGAGGUCGAGGUGGUCGACGUCAAUGAGAAUCUGUAUGCACCCUACUUCUCUGACUUCGCUGUGAGGGGCUCGGUGAAGGAGAACUCUCGUGCGGGCACAAGCGUUCUGGCGGUCAGCGCUCAGGACGAUGACCAAGGCCGGGACGGGGUGCUGAGGUACUCUAUCAGCGGCGGCAGCGGACUGGGCACCUUCUCCAUCGACGAAGAAACAGGAGUGAUUUACAGUGCCGGUAUUCUGGACUGUGAAACUAAAGACUCUUAUUGGCUGACUGUCUGCGCCUCUGACAGAGGCGUCACAGCCCUGUCCACCUCUAUUGAAGUCUUCAUUCAGGUGGAGGAUGUGAACGACAAUGCCCCCCUGACCUCCGAUCCUAUCUACCACCCGGUUGUCAUGGAGAACUCUCCCAAGGACGUGUCGGUGAUCCGUAUCCAGGCGCAAGACCCCGAUCUGACUGCCACGCCCAGUCGCCUCGGUUACCGCAUCACUGCCGGCAACCCACAGAACUUCUUCUCCAUCAACCCCAAGACAGGUCUGAUCACAACCACCUCGAGGAAGCUGGACCGAGAGCAGCAAGCGGAGCACUUUCUAGAGGUGACGGUGAUCGACGGCCCGGUGACGACCAGGCAGUCCACGGUGUGGGUCAGAGUUCACGUCCUGGACCAGAACGACAACCCGCCCUUCUUCCCCGAGGCAGCCUAUCGCAUCAGCCUCCCGGAGCGCGACCGCAACAAGCGCGGCGACCCCGUGUACCGCGUGUUCGCGUACGACCCCGACCUGGGCGCCAACGGCAACAUCACCUACAGCAUCGCCGACGGCAACGCCGACGAGAAGUUCACCAUCGACCCCCGGACCGCACUGGUGUCGUCCAGGAAGAUGGUGACGGCGGGGGCGGCGGACGUCCUCACGAUUAAGGCAGAGGACAGUGGUGAACCCCCACUCUCGUCCACCACCCGACUGCAGAUAGAUUGGAUCCGCAAGCCCGUGCCCUCGCGCCUGCCCCUGCUGUUCGCUCAGAGGCACUACAACUUCUCCGUCCCGGAGACGGCGGGCGUGGCCCAGCCCGUGGGGGUCGUCUCCGUCCGGCAGUCCAGCACGCCGCUCUGGUUCGAUAUCAUCGGCGGACGUAUAGCCCGAGAGAUGUUCUACAUCCCCCAGAAUGCCUGUGGACGGAACUGCUCCCUGGAAACAGGGAGCUUCGAUAUGCAGCUUGACCUUCAGAUGGGCGUGGGGACCGUGGUGGUGGCCCGGCCCCUGGACGCCGAGCUCCAGUCCGUCUACAACAUGACCUUACAGGUGACGGAUGGGACCAGCGUGGCCACAGCCCAGGUGUUUAUCCGUGUCCUGGACACCAACGACAACAGCCCCGUGUUCUCCCAGCCGGCGUACGACGUCAGCGUGUCCGAGGACACGGCGGUGGACGUGGAGCUGGUGCGCGUCCGGGCGCUGGACGCCGACGACCGCGCCCGCCUCAGCUUCUCCAUCUACAGCAGCGUGGACCCGGCCAGCAUGCGCAUGUUCCGGGUCAACCCGGGCACCGGGGCCGUGUACACGGCCGACCGGCUGGACUACGAGGCCCGGACCCAGCACAUCCUCACCGUGAUGGUCAAGGAUCAGGAGUUCCCCUUCAACCGGGACCUGGCCCGCGUCCUGGUGGCCGUGGAGGACUCCAACGACAACACGCCCUACUUCACCAGCGCCCUGUACGACGCGGUGGCCUUGGAGUCCUCCCCGGCGGGCACCUCCGUGAUGCAGGUGACCGCCCUGGACAAGGACAACGGCUUCAACGGUCUGCUCACCUACAGCAUAGAAGCAGGGAACUCAGCCGGUUUGUUUGGGAUCGUUAAUUCCACCGGUGUUAUCUCCACUGCGAGGAGCCUGGACUUCACCUCGGUGGGCUCCUACAUUCUGAGCGUGCGGGUCGUGGAUGGCGGGUCCCCCCAGCUAAUGGCGAGCGCCACGGCCCGCAUCUCCCUGACCCUCUCGGACGUCUCCAGGCCAACCUUCACCCAGAGAGAGUACCAGGCCGAGGUGAUGGAGAACCGUACCGUGGGCGCCCUGGUGACCGUCAUCGCCGCCGUGGGUCGCUCGGCGCUGGUGUACGACAUCACCGACGGCGACGAGGAGCGCUGCUUCCUGAUGAACCCCUACACCGGCGCCGUCACCCUGCGCAAACCCCUGGACUACGAGCGCGCGACGUCCUACUCCCUGGUGGUGCGGGCGUUGAGCGUGGCGGGGGUGGAGGCCAGCACCACCCUGACGGUGCAGGUGGGGGACGUCAACGACAGCCCGCCCCUCCUGCAGCGGGUCAGAUACGUGGGUGUGAUCAGCGAGGCUGCCCCUGUCAACAGCGUGGUCCUUGGGGAGGACGGCUUCCCUCUGGUGAUCCAGGCCUCUGACGAGGACCGCAACCACAACGCCCUGCUGGUCUUCCGCAUCAUCGAGGAGACGGCCCGAAUGUUCUUCAGCGUGGACUCGGGCACCGGAUCGAUCCGAACAAUUUCCACCCUGGAUUACGAGACCUUCCCGGAGUUUGUUUUCCGUGUUCAUGUGAGAGAUAGCGGCCAGCCUCCCAGAUCUGCCGAGAGCCCCGCAGAGGUGCUGCUGAAGGUGGUCAACAUCAACGACUCCCCGCCGCGGUUCUCCCAGGACUCGUACGAGGCGGUGCUGCUACUGCCCACCUACAAGGGGGUGGAGGUCCUCAGGGUGGAGGCGUCCGACCCCGACCUGACCCUUGACCCCGGCCGGGGGUCGCCCGAGACGGCCCUCAACUCCACCCGGCUCCUCUUCUCCCUCGCCGACGGGGGUCUGGAGAAUUUCGCGUUGGACACCGCCACUGGCGUGGUGACGGUCACCAACGGCAACCUCCAAAACGACCGCUACGUCUUCACCGUCAAGGUGUGGGACGGACGCUUCUCGGCGACGGCGGCGGUGACGCUGGUGGUCCGGGAGGUGGCCAUCGACGGCGGGCUGCGCUUCACGCUCCCCGCGUACGCCGCCAGCGUGGCGGAGAACUCCACCGACGUCACCGUGGUGACGGUGGUCAGCGCGGCGGGCCACGCCCUCGGCGAGCCGCUCCGCUACGCCCUCCUGAACCCCGGCGGGAGGUUCUCCGUCAGGCCCACCUGCGGAGCGGUGAUGACCACCGGCGUGGCGCUGGACCGCGAGGAGCGGGACCGCUACGAGCUGGUGCUGGAGGUCCGCCGCGAGAGGGACGUGUUCCGGGUGGCCCGCGUCACGGUGCAAGUGCAGGUGGAGGACGUGAACGACAACGCCCCAGAGUUCGUGAACCUGCCGUACUACGCGGCGGUCCAGGUGGAGGCGGAGCCGGGCCGGGUCAUCUACAGGGUCUCGGCCUCGGACCGGGACCUGGGCCCGAACGGGGAGGUGACCUACAGCCUCCUGGAGCAGCACAGGAACUUCCAGGUGAACGCCGUGACGGGGGAGCUGAGCCUGAAGAGGAGCUUCGAGGCCGACGUCUCCAACGCCGAGUACCGUGUGGUCGUGGUGGCGACGGACGGCGGCGUCCCGCCCCUCUCGGGCCGGGUGGAGCUGCCCGUCACCGUGGUGAACAAGGCCAUGCCCGUGUUCGACCGGCCCUUCUACGGCAUCAGCGUGCGCGAGGACGCCCCGCCCUCCUCCUCCGUGCUGGCCGUGGACGCCACCGGCCCCGAGGGCCGCCGGGUCAUCUACACCCUGGAGGACGGCGACCCGGGCUCCCAGUUCGACGUGGGCUUCGACAGCGGCGUGCUCCGCGUGGUCUACCCCCUGGACUAUGAGGGCGCCCGCUACUACAGGCUGACGGUGAAGGCCACCGACCCCCAGACCGGCGCCCGCUCCGAGGUGGACGUGGACGUGGCCGUGCUGGACGUCAACGACAACCCACCGCUGUUCGGCAACGCGUCGUACUCGGCCACUCUGCCGGAGAACGCCAUGACCGGGACCACCGUGUUGAAGGUGUCGGCACAGGACCAGGACUCUGAGCAGAACGCGGCGGUGAGCUACCAGAUCGUGGCCGACCUCUACAACAGCACCGACUACUUCAGCGUGGACAACGCCACGGGCGCGGUGGUCACAGCGCGCAUGCUGGACUUCGAGCUGGUCCAGCGCUACGACUUCAUCGUGCGGGCGACGGACGGCGGGGACCCCGCGCUGGGCAGCGACGUCAGCGUCACCGUGACCGUGACCGACACCAACGACAACCCGCCGGACUUCAGCCAGCCGCUCUACGAGGCGUACGUCAGCGAGCUGGCUCCCCGGGGACACUUUGUGACCUGCGUGCAGGCGUCCGACGCCGACGUCUGCGACGCCGACAAAUUAAGGUACAGCAUCGUCUCCGGCAACGAGAGGAUGACCUUCACCAUGGACGCCCGUAGCGGGGUGCUCAGUCUGUCGAGCAAGCGGAGGCAGGGCCUGAAGCCCUCCUACCAGCUCAAUGUGUCCGUGUCCGACGGCGUGUUCACCAGCACCGCUCAGGUGACCGUGCGCGUGCUGGGGGCCAACCUGUACAGCCCAGUGUUCAGCCAGAGGUUCUACUUGGCUGAGGUCCAAGAAAAUGCUCCUCCGGGGUCAAAGGUCAUUCAGGUCCGUGCCACAGACGAGGACUCUGGGCUGUUUGGCCAGAUCACCUACUCCUUCAUCAACGACCUGGGGAAGUCCCAGUUCACCAUCCACGCCGACGGACUCAUAGCCACCGCGCAGACGCUGGACCGAGAGAACCCGAUCAACAAGGACAUGGUGCUCACCGUCAUGGCCCUGGACGGAGGAGGCCGCGCGUCCUUCUGCACGGUGCGCGUGGUCCUGGGGGACGAGAACGACAACGCUCCCCGCUUCCGGGCGGUGGAGUACCGCAUGAGCAUCAAGGCCAACGUGGGCAAGGGCUCGCUGGUCACCCAGAUCCAGGCCACGGACGCCGAUGCCGGGCUCAACGCCAGGGUGACCUACUCCCUGUACAGCGAGGCGCGCCACUCCCUGGUGGACGUGCUGGAGGUGGAGCCGGACAGCGGCUGGAUGAUGACCAAGAGCACCGUGGCCCACCUCCAGGGCGCCGUGCUGUCCUUCUUCGUCAAGGCCUCGGACGGCGGCUCUCCCUCCAAGCACUCCCUGGUGUCGGCCUUCAUCCACGUGCUCCCGCCCGACGCCCUGGUGCCCUCCUUCAGCCAGCCGCAGUACUCCUUCACCCUGCCCGAGGACACGGCGGUGGGGGCGGCGCUGGGCUCCGUGUACCUGGGCCCCGGCCUGGCGGGGAGCUUCGGCCUGGUGGCCGGGGAGACCCCCGACAGCAACCGGGAGGGGACGUUCGCCGUGGACGCGGACACGGGGCUGAUCCAGCUGCUGCUGCCGCUGGACUACGAGAGGGUCAGCGUGUAUCGAUUCAAGGUGUCGGGAACCACGAGGAGGGACCUGACCGAGUCGGUGGCCACGGUGGACCUGGAGGUCAAGGUCCUGGACGUCAACGACAACCAGCCCGUGUUUGAGUCCAGCACUUACGUUGCCACGGUGUUGGAGGGGAUGCCAGUAGGGACCAGACUGAUCCAGGUGCGAGCGCUUGACCCCGACUGGGGCUCCAACGGACAGGUGACCUACAGCCUGGGCCCUCUCCUGACCCGGAACCCGGAGUCUAAGAAAGACCCCCGCUCCCAGAGCCCCCCCGGCGCCGCCACCCCCUCGCCGACGGUGGCCGCUCCCCCCCUGCCCUUCGCCAUCGACAGCAAGACGGGCUGGAUCACCACGGCCGCGCCCAUGGACCACGAGGGCUGCUCCGCCUACAGCUUCCGGGCGGUGGCCUCGGACCUGGGCGAGCUGGGGUCGCUGUCCACCGCCACGGCCGUCACCGUGGCGGUGGCGGACGCCAACGACAACCCGCCGCGCUUCGAGCGCGAGUACUACCGCGGCGCCGUGCGGGAGAGCGACCCGCUGGGAGAGGUGGUGGCCGUCCUGAGCACGGCCGACCGGGACGGCAGCGAGGAGAACCGCCUCGUCAGCUAUUACAUCACGGGGGGUAACCCGCGGGGUGUGUUUGGCCUGGCCCUGGUGCAGGGGGAAUGGAAGGUGUACGUCAGCGGGCUGCUGGACCGCGAGCAGCAGGACUGGUACCUGCUCAACAUCACGGCCAGCGACGGCCUCUUCGUGGCCCGCAGCGCCGUGGAGGUGACCGUCAUGGACGCCAACGACAACAGCCCCAUCUGCAACCAGGCCGUGUAUAGUGCUGCCUUUCCCGAGGACAUCCCCACUAACAAGGGCAUCCUGACAGUUGGAGCAUCAGAUGCUGACUCAGGCUCCAGCGCUGAGCUCCAGUACUCGCUGUUUGGCAUCGGCGUCGAAGACUUCUACAUGGACGCCAACACCGGGGAGCUGCGCUCGGCCGCCCUCAUGGACCGCGAGCGGACGGCGGUCUACCGGCUCAUCGCCCAGGCCACCGACGGCGGGGGGCUCUUCUGCCGCUCGGAGGUCUCCCUGCGCCUGCUGGACGUCAACGACAACGCGCCCUCCUUCUCCUCAGGCGUGUUCGUGGCCAGCGUGGCGGAGAACGCCGCGCCCAAGGCCCUGCUGACCCGGCUGCAGGCCAGCGACCCUGACCAAGGCCUGAACCGUACGUUGGUGUACUCCCUGGUGGACUCGGCCGACGGCGUGUUCUCCAUCGAGCCGGUGUCGGGGGUGCUGGUGCUGGAGAGGACGCUGGACCGAGAGACCCAGGACUCCUACCAGCUCCGGGUUCAGGCCACGGACCAGGCCGGGCAGCCGGGGGCGCUGGCCUCACAGGUGGAGCUGACCGUGUUGGUGCUGGACGUCAACGACAACGCCCCGGUCUUCCAGAGGAGGGACUACACCGCCACAGUGCCGGAGGAUGUCGCCGUGGGAACCGAGGUGUUGCGGCUGUUCGCCACCAGCGUGGACAUCGGGCCCAAUGCCGAGAUCACGUACAGCGUCCGCUCGGGGAACGAGCUGCGGAUGUUCACAAUCAACAGCAGGACGGGCAUUAUUUCUGUGGCCGACGACCUGGACUUUGAGGUGUGCAAGGACUACUACCUGAACGUCGAGGCCUUGGACAGUGGGACUCCGCCCCUUAGCUCCGCUACCAUGGUGACCGUGGAGCUGAUGGACGUCAAUGACAACGCCCCCACCUUCAGCGAGGAGAUAUACAACGUGCUGGUCAGCGAGGACGCCUCCAUUGGCCAGACCAUUACCAGGCUGCUGGCUGAGGACCUGGACAGCCAGGUCAACGGCCACAUCACCUACUCCAUACUGAAGGGGGACCGUGGCAACCAGUUCUGGAUUGACCCCGUCACCGGCCUGCUCAAAGUCAAUAAGCGUUUGGACCGAGAGCUGGUAUCUAGGUACUCUCUCUCGGUGCAGGCGUUUGACAGUGGCUCCCCGGCCAUGUCCUCCACUGCCACCGUUAACAUCGACGUAUCUGACGUCAACGACAACCCCCCUGUCUUCUCCCCCCCCAACUCCACCGCCGUCAUCCAGUUGAACCAACCGGCCGGGGCCAGUCUCCUGCAGCUGACGGUGAAGGACCCCGACUCCCCCAGGAACGGCCCCCCGUUCGAGUUCCGCAUCGCCGCCGGCAACGAGGGGAACUACUUCUCCCUGGACCGGUCCGGGACGCUGCGGACCACCCGGGUGCUGGGACCCCAGGCCCGCCGAGAGUUCACCCUGGAGAUCCAGGCCAGUGAUUCCGGCCGACCCCGUCUGGCCUCCUCCUCCUGGGUGUACCUGAGGGUCAUCGGGAACAGCCAAUACAAGCCCUCCGUCUCGCCGCUGGAGGUCUUCAUCGUCAUGGUGACCGACUCCUUCCCGGGCGGCCCCGUCGGCCGCAUCUACGCCACGGACCGCGACGUGAACGACGUCCUCUCGUACACCCACAGGCCCGCGCUCAGGAGCAUGUUCCAGGUCAACCGGCAGGACGGCAGCAUCGUGGCUCUGCCGGGGCUUGAGCCCGGCAGGUACCAGCUGAACGCCACGGUGAGCGACGGCCGCUUCGCCGUCAUCGCCGACGUGUCCGUGCGCGUGGAGCAGCUGACGGAGGUGGUGCUGCGCAGCGCGGUGGCCGUGCGCUUCAGCUCGCUCUCCCCGGAGGACCUCCUGGGCCGCUACCUCGGCCAGGUGCGGCUGAUGCUCCGCUCCCUGGGGGCCUGGGCCUUCCCGCCGGGCCAGGUGGACUUCAUCCACGUGCUGGGCGUGCAGCCGGUGGACGGCGCCGGCGACGUGGACCUGUUCCUGGCCAUGGAGCGGCCCUCGCAGCCGGCGGGGACCGGGGGUGGAGGUGGAGGUGGCGGAGGCGGAGGCGGAGGUGGUGGUGGGGUAGACGGCUUCUUCUCCCCGCAGGAGCUGGCGGAGAAGCUGGCGGAGGCCCGGGCGCGCGGCCAGUUCCGGGGGGUGCUGGCGGGGGCGGAGGUGCUGGACCAGACCUGCUCCGGGGAGCUGGACUGCGGGGACAUGGUGUGCGAGCAGACCCUGGUGAUGGCGCCGCGCGCCACGGUCACCUACAGCACCGAGCGGGUCAGCCUGGUGUCCCCCACGUUCAGACGCAUGGAGGCCUGCACGUGCCCCGGGGGAUUCUGCUCCACUCCUCUUGAGCUCUGUGAAGGUCAAUCCUGUCCAUCAGACAUGCAGUGUGUACGCUCCGGUGUGACAGCGCCCUCUGUCUGCCAGUGUCAGCCCGACAGGCUGGACGAAUGCGCCGGCCAGACCUCGCUGAGCUUCUCUGGGAACAGCUACAUCAAGUACAGGGUGACGGAGACGGCGGCAGGCGGGGAGAUGAGACUGGGCCUGAGGAUCAGAACCCUUCAGGCCAGGGGGGUCAUCAUGUUCUCCCGCACCAACCCCUGCACCAUGCUGAAGAUCGAGGGCGGCCGACUGUGGUUCCAGCUCGAGUGUGACAACACGCUCGGCAUCAUGGGGAUCUCCGGCCGUCCGAUCAACGACGGCCUGUGGCACGCCGUGGCCCUGGAGCUCACCCACAACUACAGCCUGCUGUCGCUGGACGACAGCUACGUGGAGCGCCGCCGCGCCGCCCGGGCCCCCGUCCGCCUCUGGCCCCUGGCCCCCGACUCCUCCUUCUUCUUCGGGGCCCAGGUGAGGCCUCCCCCAGGGCCGGGGGGGGAGCGCGGCGGCGCGGGGUCCGGGGCUAGCCAGAGCGAGGCCCCGGGGGAGCCCAGGGACGCCAGGGGCCCCCCCAAGGCCCAGGACGGCUUCCAGGGGUGCCUGGGCUCGCUGCGGCUGAACGGCAACGAGCUGCCGCUGCAGAACAAGAGGAGCCGCUACGCCGAGGUGGCGGGCCUGAGCGAGGUGAAGCUGGGCUGCGUGCUCUACCCGGACCCCUGCGUCAGCCAGCCCUGCCUCAACGGGGCCCCCUGCAGCAGCCUGCCCUCCGGAGGUUUCGGGUGCAGUUGCAGCGCUGGGUUCACCGGCGGGCGCUGUGAGGUGGAGCUGACUUCCUGUCUGCCCAACCCGUGUCAGAAUGGGGGCGACUGCACGCCGGCGGGGGGCUCCUUCCUCUGCAGUUGUCCCCGGGGUCUCGUGGGACUUGUGUGCGAGGAGGAUGUCAACGAGUGUUUGAGAGAGGAGUGUGCGAACGGAGGGGUGUGUGUGAACACAUACGGGGCCUUCUACUGUAACUGCACCCUGGGCUUCGAGGGACAGCUCUGUGGGGCCCCCAGCGAUGACGAGGGUGACACACAGGCGGAGCCCCUGUCCUACAUCGGCCCCGGGGAGAUGGUCGGCAUCGGGGUGCUGGUCCUCGUGGUCGCCGUCCUGCUCGUUGUCUUCGUGGGCUUCAGGAAGAAGAUCUCCCUGAGGAAGGAGUCGGACGGCGGGGGCGGGGCCGGGGGCCGGCCCGCCAUGGGCGUCUCCACGGUGACCUCGGAGGCGGGCUACAUGCUGCGAGAGAAAGGCGGCGGCACGGCGGGAAUGGAGUUCCAGGCCAUGUGCGCGUCGGCGGGCUCUUCCUCGGGGACCUCCGGUUGCUUCGGCGACGGAGGCGGAGUCGGCGGAGUCAGCGGCGGCGGCGGCGGGGGGGGUCCGCCUCAGGUCAUGGUGCGGCCCAACUGCCACUCGCCCAAGCUGCCGGGAGACCUGUGCGGGGGGCGGGGCGCCCAGAGGACCAGCGGGGACCGGGGCACGUCCAGCGAGGGCAGCCAGUUGAGCAGCUUCCUCUCCGACACGUCUCACCUCCGGGGCGGGGCCAGCAGGAGGGGCGUGGCCGUGUGCAGUGUCGCGCCCAAUCUCCCGCCGGCGUCUCAGCGUCACUCGGAGCAUAGCCCCGCCCACAAGGUGUCCUGGGACUCGGUGGGGGGGCACGGGGGCCAGAGGGGCCAGCCGCUGGACGACCGGGAGCAGGAGUGGGGCCAGAGGGCCUUCCAGCUGGAGAGGACCCAGAGAGGGGACUCCAGCCCACCGGAGGAGGCAGCUGAUUUGCUGGAGGAGGCUCAGUGCUUCUCGGACAGCCUCUCCGAGGCCCGUUCUCUCAGCUCCUUCACCUCAGAGUCCUUCGAUGACAACGCCUCGAUUGUGACGGUCAUACGUCUUCCCAACAAUGCUGUUGGCAGUAUCGAAAGCGACGCGGGUCCCCACACGCGCCGCGAUGAGGGUGUCUGCGCGGAGCGGGUCAAAGACUACAUCGUGGAUUCGUACCACUGGAAGUCCCCCCCGCAGACCUCCAUGUGGCUGUCCCCGUCCCGCCUGAGGCCCCCAGAGCUGGCCUCCCACUGGGACUUCAGCGAGGCCCAGCAGGCCAUCCGGCGGGGGGGCAGCAUGCGCUCCCUCCAGCUGGACUACCGGCUGGCGAGCCCCGGGGCCCCGGACGGCGCCCGGGGCCCCGGGGCCCGGGCAGAGCCCGCCGGGACCACCUUCCAGUGGGACAGGACCCGGUCGGGAGGCUGGGAGAGGAGGCCUUCAGGGGGGCGCGCCAAAGACCCCCAGGAGCCCGUCGGGGGCCCAGGGGCCCCUUGUGACGGCGGCGGCGGCGGCGAGGACAGCUCCUCGCCCGUCUACGAGGAAUACCGGGGGGCCCCGCAGGAGGCGGAGCCGGAGGGCCUCUACGACACGCUGCCCCCGACGCGCCGCGCCUACGAGGGGAUACCGCCACCCCCCGGCCUCCACCUGCACCCGGCCCAGCUCCAGCCCCCGCUGCGGGCCUGGGACGGGGGGCGGACGGAGGAGUGCCUGGGACCAGAGGCCGAGCCGGGGGAGCAGGGCGGGGCGGGGGGGGCCGGGGACGAGCUGGAGAGACUGCUGAACCUGGUGUCUCUCCGCGCCCGGAGAGCCACGCGGACACACAGGUCGUCCACCGGCUCCGAACCCGCCCCGGGGUGGGACGGAUUUUAAUCAGUAACGCACACACACACACACACAGGGACAGACACACCGACACACACACACACAUAGAGACACAGACACACACACACAAACACACAUACAGUACACUAAUGACUAGUCCAUGAGCCCAAGAUCCUAGGUUCCCUUUUUUAUUAACUUUUGGCAAAGUCUUGUCCCUUUCCGAUGCGUUUGACGUUCGCAGAACAACAUCAUUGCAGUAUUUUGUAAACAAUAGAGCAAACGUUCUGGGCACAGCAUUUAAGGAAAACACGUUAAUAUAUUCAGCUGAAACCCGUAUUGAACACUAUGUUGCUCUUCAGGGUUUCGUGUAUAGAAACGAAAAUCCAGAAACAAAUCUACAGUCAGCAUAUCGUAUUGCCAAACCAUUGAUAAGCAGCUUGUUAGGACGUAGGGACGACAUGAGUCCUUUCUCGGUGUUUGAAUAAUUCACUUUUCUUGAGAGACGUUCGCAAUAAAUUGGGAACCGUGUUCAAAGUGAUAACCAAAUCCAUGUUAUGUUAUGUCUUCACCCUCUAUGGGGGCUCCUAACAAUGCGAGGUUCUGCGCCUGAAGCACAAAGAGCUCCCAGCGAGUUGCCGUGUUCCCAGCUGUGCAGCCCACUGCACGGUAUCUGCCUGCUAUAGCUGCUGGUGUAGGAGGCUGAAGAUAUCUCAGGACACUGCACAGCGGUAAAGUGUAUGCUGAUGUAGCUCUAGCUGCUUCUUUAGAGAAGCGUUGUGCGGCCCACGCAAAGCCAAUUUUCUGAGGCAAAAACAAAGAUUAAGAAAAUGAGAUGAGUUGUGCUAAGUGACUACGUAAAUUAGAUUAAAUACCCAACUGUAUCUUGCAGUUUCGGCGCACCCUCUUCCCUGUGUGUUACUGUUCCAUGUGCCAGAGUCCUUUGUCUAGUAGGAAUGCUUGGUGUCUUAAGAGAGAAAUAGGAGAGAGAUGUUUAUAAUGCAGACGGUAUAAUAAUGUGUUUUGCAUAUGCCUGUUGAGUCCAAAUAAACACGCGCUUAAAGAUGACGACGUCAGCCGCUAAAGAUCCUAUUUUUGUCAUAACAUCCUUACAUAAUACAUGGUAUUUAUGCUUUUCUAGGCACUCAAAGACACACAGACACAGAUCAACAAAAGACAAACAAACGGCGGAAACAGGGACAGAGAGGGGGAGAGUGAGAUCACGUCACAUGUUGUGUUUCUGGCAGAUACAAGAAGCACAUGUAUGGGCGAUCCUUUAAAAUGAUCAUGACAACAAAACAACUUGGGAUUGUGACUAUGUCUAUCAAUUAUGUCUUCCUAUCUAUCUACCUACCUGUUUCUCUAUCUAGGUGUUGUCGUCAUUGUUGUUGUUGUUGUUGUUGUUGUUGUGAUUGGCAUGGGCACAGGCAUGAACGGCAGUGAUUUAAAAGAGGAGUAGGGAAGGCUGAGGAGGAGAGAUGAACGCUGGAAGAUAUAAACGCCAGAGAGCGUAAUCCCGUCCAAGCCCUGGCCAUAUGGGGGCAACGGGUUGAUUAUCAUCCGCCCGGUCGACCCCCGUAUGUGGGGCGAUGAUGAGGACCACACUGUUCUGACCACCGCCGGGAUUAGGCUCUCGGACUCGUGGGCACCUAAUCUGAGAGCCACACAUCUGCCACCACCCUGCCUCGUCUCUCAUCUUUAAUUAUGUCUCUCCUCGGUUCUCCUAUCUCACGCUACCAAACACUCUCUCUCCCCCACACACACACACACGCACGCACGCAUACAGCUCUGCUUGCACAUACAGCAGAUUCACUUUGUGUAACAGAUCAAAUCCAAUAUGUAUAUAUGUAUAUAUAGCACAUUCAACUGUAUAACAUCAAGAUCACCUUCAAUACAACCCUCUCAUUAAACCCGACAAGUCACCUUUU